Messenger RNA from Arctia plantaginis, 3576 nucleotides. The record is from the annotation of a GenBank genome assembly. Lineage: Eukaryota; Metazoa; Arthropoda; Insecta; Lepidoptera; Erebidae.
AUGGCGGAAAUAGUGUACCCGCAAGGCUGCCGACCAAUCACCGAUGACCUUGGUCCAGAUGAACUCGUGAGAAGAUUAAAGGUCUUAGCGCACACCCUUCAAGGUCUCGGCCAAGAUGAAGGCAUGUACCAGCAGUACAUUCCACUCGCGCUACACCUGGCCGACGAUUUUUUUCUUACACACCCUUCCAGAGAUGUACAGCUGCUCAUCGCGUGCUGCAUCGCUGAUGUGCUCAGGGUUUAUGCCCCAGAAGCACCAUACAAAGAUCAGGAACAGGUCAAAACCAUAUUUUUGUUCCUGAUCAACCAGUUAUACGGUCUUCGAGAUCCGAAAGACCCUGCGUUCAAGCGCUACUUUUAUCUACUAGAGAACCUUGCUUACGUCAAAUCAUUUAACAUGUGUUUCGAGUUAGAAGACUGUCAGGAGAUCUUCUGCGCACUGUUUUCUCUCAUGUUCAAGAUUGUCAAUACGGAACACUCCACCAAAGUCAAAUGCUUCAUGCUGGAUGUUUUGUGUCCUCUGAUCACGGAGUCAGACGUUGUGUCGAACGAGCUUCUGAACGUCAUCUUAAUGAACUUAGUGGAACCCAACAAACGGGACCACAAACAUGCAUACUCACUCGCUAAGGACCUUAUAGUUAAAACCAGUGAGACGCUUGAGACUUACAUACAGAACUUUUUCAAUCAUGUUUUAAUCCUCGGCAAGGAAGAGGGCAAAGGUCUUCUAAUAUACACUAAAGUAUACGAACUGAUAUAUGAACUAUAUCAAUGCUGCCCAUCCAUUUUACUGCAAACUCUUCCUCAAUUGGAAUGCAAAUUAAAAUCAGCUCAGUUCCAAGAGAGGCUAAGCGGGGUCGCCCUUCUCGCUAGAAUGUUUUCUGAGCCCGGCUCACAACUUGCCAAGCAAUAUCCGACUUUAUGGAGGGCUUUUCUGGGGCGUUUUAAUGAUAUUUCAGUACCAAUUAGAAUCAAAUGCGUUCAAUAUUGUAUGCACUUCUUGGUACACCAUCCAGAUUUAAGGAAAGAUAUUACAGAAACACUAAAGCUUCGACAACACGAUGCUCAUGAACAAGUGCGUUAUGAAGUCGUGAUGGCCAUCAUAGCAACGGCACAAAGAGACUUUCAGGCCGUCGCAGAAUCCGAGGACCUCCUACAUUUCGUACGAGAAAGAACUUUAGACAAAAAAUUCAAAAUCCGCAAAGAGGCUAUGUCGGGUCUAGCGUUAAUAUACAAGAAGUUCUUAACAGAAGAAAGCGUGCCACCGGCCACAGAAAAAGCAGUACAAUGGAUCAAAGACAAAAUUCUUCACGGAUAUUACAUGACAGCGUUAGAAGACCGCCUAUUAGUAGAACGGUUGCUGAAUACUUCUCUUGUUCCGUAUACCUUGCCAGCCGCUAUCCGUAUGAAGAAGCUAUUCUAUUUAACGUCCAAUGUUGAUGAUAAUGCCACAAAAGCCUUCAUAGAACUACAAAAACAUCAGUUGGUAGUUCGUCGCACAGUUGCGGAAUGGAUCGAGCUACACAGGAAGCCUCCAACACCGGCAGUGCAAAAGGAAAUGAUAGCUAAGGUCUUACACAUAAGUUCUAAAUUCCUGCCCGAAUCAGUGAAAUCGCAGGAGUUCUUGAAUAAGUUCUCUCAGCACAUGAAACAAGCCCCCGAGUUGUUGCAAGGCAUGGAGACUAUUUUGAAUCCUAAUGUUAGUUGUGAAGUUUGCGUGCGCACAACUUCAAGCGUCUUGAAGAAACUGGGUCAGCCAGUCAUGACCAAUUUAUACUACAACACCGUGAAGAUGUUGUUGGAGCGAGUGAGCUCUGUAAUGAUUGACCAUGAUUCCCUCAUUAUACUUGUGGGAUACGUGGAGGGAGCCGUCAAGGGGACAGACCCGUCUAUUGCAGAAGAAUGUGGUAUAGACAUAAAGAAAGCAGCGGAACGGGGUCUUAAACUUCUAGUAAUGUUGUCGUUCGUGUUCCCCGCGCAUUUCUUGCACGAGGAUGUGUUGAACCGGCUCACGUCACUCCUGGAGUUGGAUGACGAGACGGUAGCGCCGCACAUUCUCGCCGCGCUCACUUUCCUUGGAAAAUACAGACCUCUUAGUGAGGCUUGCCCUGGACUAUUCCCACGGCUGAUUACAUUAUGUAAAGCGUAUGCAGAGGUCGGCACACCUAAACAGGCGAAAAACGCAGUCAGGUGUCUGUUCGUGAACGUGCCUGAGCAGCGUACGCAGAUCUUCACGGAGAUCCUGGAUACUCUGAAGGCUACGCUGAGCCCGCACUCCGAGCACUACCGCACCGCCAUCGUCACGCUCGGACACAUCGCGCACAACCUGCCCGAUAACUUCCCCGUACACAUUAAGAACAUCGUGUCUAGAAAGAUUGUGAAAGAACUACUAGUCCGCGAAGGGGGCGGAGAUACUCAAUCACACGAUGAGCCGUGGUGCCCUGAAGAUCAGUUGCCAGAGGAAACUCGUUGUAAACUAGAAGGACUCAAAUGCAUGGCUCGAUGGCUGCUCGGGCUGAAAAAGGAUGAAUUAUCGGCACAGAAAACGUUCAGGAUGUUGAACGCAUUUAUCGUACAUAAAGGCGAUUUACUACAGCAAAAUCGUUUAUCAAAAGCUGAGAUGGCACACUUAAGAUUGGCUGCUGGCGCGGCUAUGCUGAAGAUCUGCGAACAGAAGGGCGUCGGAGAUCAGUUCACUGCCGAGCAGUUCUACAAUUUGUCGCAUCUUAUGAUCGACGAAGUACCUCAAGUCAGAGAAGCAUUCGCGACGAAAUUACACAAAGGACUAUCAAAGGGUAUCCCCAACAAGUGCCUGCCGCUGGACUUCAUGGGCAUGUACGCGCUGGCGGGCCGCGAGCCGGAGCGGCGCCUACGCUCGCUCGUGCGCCAGUACAUGCUCGCCGACGUCGUGCGGCGCCGCGAGUACGUGCGGAACAUCACCGUCGGCACCAAAGUGGAGCGCGCCGUGAGUCAACUCCCGCACAUCCUGCCCGACUACAUGUUGGUGUUCGCCGUGCCGAUACUUACCCACGACCCCGCUUUCACGGCAUACGACAAUGUUGCACAACUUAAGGUGGUGAAGAACUGCUUAUGGUUCAUCUUGGAGCCACUGAUCACCCGCAACGAUUUCUACUGUUACGGCUUCUACAAGAGUUUAGUCGAGCGCAUGAAACAGCAUAAAGAUGCGCUCAAUGAUGCAGACGACUCUCUCAAUUAUAAACUGUGGGCGGUGUGCGACCUGGCGAUGUCUGUGAUCUGGGCGCGCUCGCAGAGCUUCGAGUUGCGCGACUUCCCGUCGGACGCGCGCAUCCCCACGAUGUACUUCACGCCGCAGUCCGAGUACUUCGUCAACACGCGCGUCUUCUUGCCGCCCGAGCUUCAGUUCCAGCCUAAGAGGCAAGCCACGACUGAGGCAGUCGCCCGAGGCAAGAAACGUCCUCGACAGAUGCCUGACAGAGAAAACACGAAUGAUGUUGAGCCAUCUGAAGCAUCAGACACCCAGAUCCAGCUGCCAGGUCUGGAAAACCCCCCGGAGACAGACGUCGAUGAGCCGCAGGCGAAACGUCCAGUGAGCGACUGA